Messenger RNA from Arabidopsis thaliana (thale cress), 1440 nucleotides. It is a transcript of the gene scpl44, whose product is annotated as serine carboxypeptidase-like 44. The transcript is spliced from 9 exons. Gene Ontology annotation, molecular function: serine-type carboxypeptidase activity. Gene Ontology annotation, cellular component: extracellular region. The coding region runs from base 1 to 1440 and encodes 479 amino acids. NCBI's taxonomy places the organism in Eukaryota, Viridiplantae, Streptophyta, Magnoliopsida, Brassicales, Brassicaceae. Gene Ontology annotation, biological process: proteolysis. The record is from RefSeq and is marked reviewed.
AUGGUGGGAGGUAAGUGGCGGUUCCUAGAAGUAGCAGUCGUAGUAAUGGUGUUGCAGUGGUCGUGCGAUUAUAAUGGUAAUUUAGCUGAAGGAUUUCCAGUACAAGAUCUUGUGACAAAGCUGCCUGGACAACCUGAAGUGGCAUUCAGACAAUUUGCGGGCUAUGUCGAUAUCGAUGUCAAAGCUGGUCGGAGUCUCUUUUAUUACUUCGUCGAAGCUGAGAAGCAACCCCACUCUAAACCGUUAACUCUUUGGCUCAAUGGAGGACCAGGCUGUUCUUCCAUAGGAGGAGGAGCUUUCACAGAGUUGGGCCCAUUUUACCCCACCGGAGAUGCUCGUGGCCUCCGCAGAAAUCCCAAAUCUUGGAACAAAGCCUCAAAUCUAUUGUUUGUGGAUUCACCUGCUGGAGUAGGAUGGUCUUAUUCUAACACAACUUCUGAUUACACCACUGGCGAUGAAUCCACCGCCAAGGAUAUGUUGGUGUUCAUGUUAAGAUGGUUAGAAAAAUUUCCACAAUUCAAGACUCGAAACCUAUUUCUCGCGGGCGAAAGCUACGCAGGACACUAUGUACCUCAACUAGCCGAUGUGAUACUCGAAUACAACGCACAACGGUCAAAUAGAUUCAAGUUCAAUCUCAAAGGGAUUGCAAUUGGAAAUCCGCUUUUGAAGCUUGACCGCGAUGUUCCAGCGAUAUAUGAGUUCUUCUGGUCACACGGGAUGAUCUCUGAUGAACUUGGCCUCACUAUCAUGAACCAAUGCGACUUUGAAGAUUACACAUUCACAGAUUCACACAACAUAAGCAAACUUUGCGAAGCUGCAGUGAAUCAAGCUGGAACCAUCAUCACUCAAUAUGUUAAUUACUACGACAUUCUCCUCGAUGUAUGCUACCCGUCUCUCUUCGAGCAAGAGCUUAGGCUCAAGAAAAUGGGUACAAGGAUGAGUUUUGGGGUGGACGUGUGCAUGAGCUUUGAAGAGCAAUUGUAUUUAAAUCUUCCUGAGGUUCAAAAGGCUCUCCAUGCUAACCGAACUAAACUACCGUAUGAAUGGUCUAUGUGCAGCAGCCUCUUGAACUACAAAUACACUGACGGGAACGCCAACAUGCUUCCAAUUCUUAAAAGAAUCGUGAAGAGCAAAGUCCCUGUUUGGGUCUUCAGUGGAGAUGAAGAUUCUGUAAUUCCACUUCUUGGUUCAAGAACUUUGGUAAAAGAACUUGCAGAUGAUCUCAACUUCAAUACCACAGUUCCUUAUGGAGCUUGGUUCGACAAAGGACAGGUUGGCGGAUGGGUAGUAGAGUAUGGGAAUCUACUGACAUUCGCAACGGUGAGAGGAGCGGCUCAUAUGGUGCCGUACUCGCAGCCUUCACGAGCUUUACAUUUGUUCACCAGCUUUGUGCUUGGCCGGAAAUUGCCACACAAGUCGCCUCCUGCUCUUCAUGAUUGA